Serpula lacrymans var. lacrymans S7.9 is the source of this 1019-nucleotide messenger RNA. RefSeq lists its product as uncharacterized. The transcript is spliced from 3 exons. NCBI's taxonomy places the organism in Eukaryota, Fungi, Basidiomycota, Agaricomycetes, Boletales, Serpulaceae. The record is from RefSeq and is a predicted model, not a curated record. The coding region runs from base 201 to 563 and encodes 120 amino acids.
GCCUUCUCAAGUUGGGUCGAUGUUUGUUUUCUUCUUCGCUGGAGCACUUGAACGCCCACAAUGACAAUGUUGUCACAACUACCACAUGUACAGGUCCGACUCAGAGGCAGCACCUCAUAAGAUAGUAGGAUCGUGCUGGACCAGAAACAACGAAAUUUCGCCAGUAUCAUUCAAUAACGCGGUCCUCAGCGACGCCCACUAUGUCAUCUGAAUACGCAACUCUACCCAAAGCUCUCCAUCCACGUCUUGGUUACGAUAACGAGAAAGCUUUGGAAGAUAUUGAUGGAUUUGAUGACCUCCAUCCAGGCUUUAUACCGAGCAAAGAGGCUCGAACAGGACGUGCGCCAAAACCACCGAUUAUGUGUUGGGGCUAUCCUUUUAGCUUUGAGAAGAUGGAGAAUUAUGCGUUGGACAAUGGUUUUGAAGGGGUUUUGACUGGAGAAGCAGACGAGGAAGAAGACUUACAAGACGCAGAAUGCACACUGGCCAGAAGACAUGGAAUGCACAGAGGACGCAGAGAAUAUAGCGGACGUGAAGGAUGUGAAAGAUGUAGAAGAAGAUGACUUGGACGACGACUCAGACUACGACUCGCCGAAUGACAACUCGGAUGACGACUCUCAGAGUGGACUCGAUAAAAAAUAAAUAUCUUAUACCAUACAUCACAUCAACACUAUGCUCAAAGCCGAGCUGGAUGAACCUUUCAAAUCUCUUUUUUAUUUCAGUACCAUAUCAUGCUGGAGCGAAGGGGUGCCGACGGCGACGUUCUGUCUGUAUACGAACCAUCACCCGACGGAGUGUUACGGUGCGCCUGAGAGUGUCAAGUUAGCAUGCAAAAAUAUCGCGACCGGUCCAGCGAUGUGGUAUGUCGACGAAGUUUCUUCUCAUUGGGAUUGGGAAUUACGAAACACCCAGUAGCCAGAUAUACAGAAAAUGGGAUUGAAUAACUUGCGGGUAAGGUUAGCCAGAAACUCCAAGUACGCCUGAUGGAACGGACCACUGUUCAGUCUGUCGAUGUUCUC